Chroicocephalus ridibundus (black-headed gull) is the source of this 2316-nucleotide messenger RNA. It is a transcript of the gene ISYNA1, whose product is annotated as inositol-3-phosphate synthase 1. Gene Ontology annotation, molecular function: inositol-3-phosphate synthase activity. NCBI's taxonomy places the organism in Eukaryota, Metazoa, Chordata, Aves, Charadriiformes, Laridae. Bases 253 to 1932 code for a protein of 559 amino acids. Gene Ontology annotation, cellular component: cytoplasm. The transcript has 11 exons. The record is from RefSeq and is a predicted model, not a curated record. Gene Ontology annotation, biological process: phospholipid biosynthetic process; inositol biosynthetic process.
GAGGGGGGGGCCGGUGCCGGUGCCGGCGGGGCACGUGCGGGGGGGCGCGGGGGGGCGCGCGGGGGCCGGUUGGGGGGGGCGGGGCCGGCGGGGGGGGGCGGGUCCUGGGAGCCGAUUAAGCGGCGGGAGCCGGGGCGGCCGCAGCCGCGAUCGCACCGUCCCCCGCGGGGCAGCACCGGCACCGCAACCGGCACCGCAACCGGCACCGCCGCCUCCAGCGCGCCCGGCCCGGCCCGGCCCGCUCCGGGAACAAUGGCAGAGACAUUCCUUGUGGAGAGCCCCGACGUCACGUACAGCAAAGACUUCAUCGAGGCCAAGUACACGUACAGCACCGUGCACGUCUGCAAGGAGAAUGGUGUCACCAAGGUGCGGCCGUGCUCGACCCGCUUCACCUUCCGGACGGGGCGGCAUGUCCCUCGCCUGGGGGUGAUGCUGGUGGGCUGGGGGGGCAACAACGGCACGACGGUGACGGCGGCCGUGCUGGCCAACAAGCUGGGGCUGUCCUGGAUGACCAAGACGGGGCGCAAGAAAGCCAACUACUAUGGCUCCCUGCUCCAAGCCUCCACCGUCUGCCUGGGCACCGGCCCCACCGGCGACGUCUACGUGCCUUUCCGCGACCUGCUGCCCAUGGUGCACCCCAACGACAUCAUCUUCGACGGCUGGGACAUCUCCUCGCUGAACCUGGCGGAGGCCAUGCGGCGGGCAGAGGUGCUGGACUGGCCGCUGCAGGAGCAGCUCUGGCCCCACCUGGAGAAGAUGAAGCCCCGACCCUCCAUCUACAUCCCUGAGUUCAUCGCCGCCAACCAGGAGGAGCGGGCGGACAACGUCCUCCACGGGUCCAUGGCUGAGCAGAUGGAGCAGAUCCGCAGGGACAUCCGGGACUUCAAGGAGACCAGCGGGGUGGACAAAGUCAUCGUCCUCUGGACGGCCAACACGGAGCGCUUCUGCGAUGUGGUGCCGGGGCUCAACGACACCGCCGACAACCUGCUGCGGGCCAUCGAGCGAGGCCUGGAGGUGUCCCCGUCCACGCUCUUCGCCGUGGCCAGCAUCCUGGAGGGCUGCGCCUACAUCAACGGCUCCCCCCAGAACACCUUCGUGCCGGGGGCGGUGGAACUGGCCGCCCAGCGCCGCGUCUUCAUCUGCGGCGACGACUUCAAGUCGGGUCAGACCAAGCUGAAGUCGGUGCUGGUGGACUUCUUGGUGGGCGCCGGACUCAAGACCAAGUCCAUCGUGAGCUACAACCACCUGGGGAACAACGAUGGGAAGAACCUCUCGGCCCCGCAGCAGUUUCGCUCCAAGGAGAUCUCCAAGAGCAACGUGGUGGACGACACGGUCCAGGCCAACCCCAUCCUCUACGGCCCCCAGGACAAGCCUGACCACUGCGUGGUGAUCAAGUACGUGCCCUACGUGGGGGACAGCAAGCGCGCGCUGGACGAGUACACGUCGGAGAUCAUGAUGGGCGGCACCAACACCAUCGUCAUCCACAACACGUGCGAGGACUCGCUGCUGGCCAGCCCCAUCAUCCUGGACCUGGCCAUCCUGACGGAGCUGUGCCAGCGCAUCACCUUCUGCACCGAGGCCGACCCCGAGUUCCAGGGCUUCCACAGCGUCCUCUCCAUCGUCGCCUUCCUCUGCAAGGCCCCGCUGGUGCCCGAGGGCACCCCCGUCGUCAACGCCCUCUUCCGCCAGCGCAGCUGCAUCGAGAACAUCCUGAGGGCCUGCCUGGGGCUGCCCCCCCAGAACCACAUGCUGCUGGAGCACAAGAUGCAGCGGCCAGUGCCCAGCCCCAAGCGCUCCUGCCCCGGGGGGGCCACCUGCCCCCUGGCCCCCAAGAAGGUGCCGGCGGCUGCCCAGCUCAACGGGCACCCCUGUGCCGGCGCCCCCCGGCCGGGACCCCCCCGCACCCCCCUCCACGUCGACGGGGCUGACUAACGGCGGGUGCCUUUUUGUAUUUCGUAUCAGCUUUUUAGGGGGAGGGAGGGGGGGGGGUGGCUUUGGGGGGUGGUGGGGGUGGUGGGGGGGGAAAGGUGGGGGUCCACAACCUGUCCGUCCCCCCGCUUCCCCGAGCGCUCGGUGCUGCCCAGCUCCGACGCCAACUCGACACUGUGAAGCUUUGUACCCGCCAAUAAACCCGCAGCGCAGCGCGGCCCCCCCCCCGUCUCGCCUGCUCCCUGGGCGCCCCCCACCCCCAUCCUCCCCCCCCGCCCCGCAGCGAGAGCCGAACGCCGGCGCCUUCUGAAAAAAAAUCAAAUUACAUUUAUUGAUGCGGGGGGGGGUGGGGGGUGGUUUUUUUUGUUGUUUUAGGGGGUUGUUUUU